Ophidiomyces ophidiicola is the source of this 2991-nucleotide messenger RNA. RefSeq lists its product as uncharacterized. NCBI's taxonomy places the organism in Eukaryota, Fungi, Ascomycota, Eurotiomycetes, Onygenales, Onygenaceae. The transcript has 9 exons. Bases 1 to 2991 code for a protein of 996 amino acids. The record is from RefSeq and is a predicted model, not a curated record.
AUGGUGCCGUAUACCACAAAGAACCCGGUAUUGUUCAAGCGCAAACCGGUGCAAUAUCUCCCACGACCCACAAUUGAGGAUGAGAGCUCCGAGAUUUGGGUCAUUCCAGAGACCAACGAGGUGUUUCUUAACUAUGAGCCGUUUUUGCAAAGAAUGAACUUCUACAAACAGAAACGGUUCAUCUGUGAAAUCACCGGCCACUCAUCCCUUACUUUUUUUGAAGCUCUCAGAAGCGAAGCUGAAGGCUCAAGAGAAGUCGACAACUCUUUCCCUGAUGCUCUGAAAGACCCCGUUUUGCGCAAGGUCCAAUUUUCAACUGUUUCUAGAUUGGAUAGUCUUGUGGAUCAGGUUUAUGAGGAUUUCAAACAAGACUUUUAUCCCGGCGAGCGGGUCACCGUUCUACUAACCAAUGGCUCCCGUUUACAAGGGAUAGUUCGGGAAAAGGCUAGAUUUCCAGAACUUCGCAGAUCAGACGGAACUGUAGAGCGAAGGGCAUCAUCUCGCUAUCUCGUGAAGCUUACCAGUCGCCAGAAUGAGGAAGCAUUAGUUGAUGACGAGCAUUUGGCGCGCGAUAGAAAGAUAUUCACCAAGCAAAUGCUCAGGUCAUUCAUCAAGAAUACUGUGUCAAGAGAAUCGUGGAACGGUGCACCUUGGCUGGUGAAACCGCAUUUUGCUGACUUCUAUGGAAUCGACACUGAGGUUCCACAGCAUCUUCGAUAUGGGAACAAAGCCGGAAAGAAAGCAAAGGUGUCUGCAGAUAAGCAAGAGGACGAAAAAUUGUUUGGGUUCUUCGCAUCUCAACGCCCACAGCUAAAACCCGCCAGCAAGGGGCAAAAAGCCAAAACCCCCCAGGAACUGGCGAAAGCAAAAGAGGAGCAAUAUGAGGCUUAUAGACGAUCACUAAAUGGAAAUCCUUCGUUUCGAUUACCCAAAAAUGGCCAUUCUAAACCACCACUGCCUCCUUCCGAUAUUCCUUUGAAUUUUGCUUCCGAUGUUGCUGUCUUGAUCAAAACCAAAAGCAUUCCUACCACCCCUCCUCCCCCUCCGCCACCACCCAUCAAGUAUCCUAUUGAGGAUCUUGACAUACCUCCUACCGCUGACAACGAAUCCCGUCCUAGCCUCCACUUUUUGGUAAAUGAUGAAUUUGCAGAGCAGCUGGACCUUGGCCUUAGGAAAGAAUCCGUUGGGGCUGUGUUGGAAACAUGGAAUACUUUGAAUGUUUAUUGUGAAGUAUUCCAACUGGACUCCUUUACUUUUGAUGACUUUGUCGAGGCUAUGCGUUUCUCUUCGGAUGAAGUCAACUGUGAACUUUUCGUGGAAAUUCACUGCGCGGUUCUGAAGACUCUUGUGAACUCUGACAGGAAUCAAGAAGGGGCAGUUCAAAUAGCUUUGCCGGUAGCUCCUGAGGAAGAUUCCGAUAAAGAGUCGGAGGAGUCAGAACCUGAGCCAGAGCCAGAACCAACACGGAGAACCACUCGAAGUAGUUUAGCGAAGGCCGAAAUUCUUGAUUCGCAAAGAAAGCUAUCCGGCCAGGCUACCACCGCUGACGCUAAACUGCAUCGAGCUGCCGAAAUGUUUGGAGAGUAUGGAUGGAUUGAUCGGUUACGAAGACGUGACUUCAAGAGCGGUGGGUGGGAGCUUGUUAUGAUCGGCCUCCUUCAUCAGUUGUCUGGCCGGCCAAGACUGCAGAAAAUUUGCGAUGAGAUCCUAACCCACCUCGCCCCUGUUGAUGCUGAGCCAACACAAGAAACAGCUCACUCACAAUACGCUACCCUCGAUAUUAACCUCCGUGUACAAGCACUGCAGAUAAUCUGCAUGCUUACAUUAGAAACAAAAGCGAUUAAAAACUACCUUGAAGAAUGCAGCAACCAAAUGACAGAGUUUCGGAAAGAGAAAAUUGAACUACAAAGGGCCAGGAAAGCAACUCUCGAAGAAUUACGAAAGCUACAUGAGGAACGAAAAGAGCUGGAGCCGGAACAAGUCCCUUCGCCCGCUCCAGAGGCCGAAGAGAUUGCGGAGGCAAAGUCUCCAGGAACGGAAGAUGAUUCGGAAUCUGUUAGUGGCUCGGACGAAGAGGAAUCGCGUGUUGGACGAUCUCUACGAGGCGGGGCAGACCGAGAACUUGAACGUAAACGAAGACAAGAAGAGGAACGAGCUCGCAAAGAAAUGGCCGCCAAGGUACCAAAGGUGUCCAAACAGUACCAACGGGUACUUAAAAAGAUCGAGGAACUCAAAGCCAAAGUUCAAUCUUACGAGUCAGACAUUGCGGUGCUUGAUAACGAUUUACGAGAAGCUGAUUGUCCAAGGACACGAUUACUUGGAAAAGAUAGAUUUUGGAAUCGCUAUUACUGGUUUGAGAGAAAUGGCAUGCCAUACGCAGGUCUUCCCACAAGUUCAACAGCCUCUGCCGCUUACGCCAAUGGGAGAAUUUGGGUUCAGGGCCCCGACGAAAUGGAACGGGAGGGCUUUAUUGAUCUUCCAGACGACUUAAGUAAAUCGUAUGUUAAGGAUUUUGGAAUGACCGUUGCGCAUCGUAAGAAGAUAGAGGAAGGCUCUACGAGCGUGGUCAAUGCUAAUGAAUGGGGUUACUAUGACGACCCUGAGGAUCUCGACCGACUUAUUGGCUGGCUAGAUACCCGGGGCAUUCGAGAGACGAAGCUUCGCAAAGAACUGCUACUGAAUAAAGACAAUAUUGCGAAGCAUAUGACUAACCGAAAGGAGUACUUGUCGCGAAGUGCGUCCAAAGAUGAGUCCGACGAAGAGCCUCCAACUCGAAUGUCGACACGAACGAAAUCCAAUGAGGAUCGCGACAGCUAUCGUUGUCUAAGGUGGAAGAACACAACAGCUUUGAGAGAUAAUGGACACCUCCAUAUUGAUGCGGAACGUCCGGCAAAGAGAGUACGAAAAUCGACGGAGCAGACUAUUGAAACAAAAACAACUAGCCGCCAAGGAAAGACCCUUACCAGGCAAGGCACUCGGUACAAUUUUUGA